Messenger RNA from Lathyrus sativus (Indian pea), 1014 nucleotides. The record is from the annotation of a GenBank genome assembly. Lineage: Eukaryota; Viridiplantae; Streptophyta; Magnoliopsida; Fabales; Fabaceae.
AUGUAUCAACAUUGGUCAAGGAUGUAUGGAACACAAUGGGAAUCCUACAUGGGAAUCAACAGCCUAGUUAAGGUUGUUGGAUCUGAACAGGUGACUUUUGAGCCAAUCAAAUCACCUUGCAACAACAACAUUGUCGGUUCUAGUUUUCAAGGUGAAGAAUACUAUGAGGAGGAUGAGAUUGAAGUUCCUGAUUGGUGUUUUGAUAACUUUCCGAAGAUAACAGAUCCUCCAUUGCUGAAUUGUCAAGCUUCUGGAGAUAACUUCACUGCUUCUCAGUUCACAAACUCCUUGUACUCCGUUGAUGAAUCUUUGGUGUCCAAUACUGAAGAUAGUCAUAAUUCUGAAGAAGAAGAAUAUAGUAAUUUUCAAUCUGGGAAUAUGUCGUUUUAUAAUCACUUUCCUCAAAAACAUGAUGAUUUGAUGAAGAAUGAUGCUUUCUUAGAUGAGAAGAAGCCCCUUCAAAUUUCCUUUCAGAGAACUGAGUCAGUGUCAUGUACAAAGUCACAAAAGCAUAGUCCUCAACUUUAUGGAGCCACCUGUGUUACUUCUAGCAACUCUGGUUCAAGGAAAGCUCUAACAAGUAAAAGAAGAAUAAGAUGGACAGAAGAACUGCAUGAAUUAUUCAUGAUGAUAGUUGAACAACUUGGUGGUCCAGAAAAAGCAAAGCCUAAGGCUAUACUAGAUAUGAUGAAAUCAAAUUCGCUAUCACUUUCUCAUGUUAAAAGUCAUUUGCAGAAAUGUAGAUCGACAAUACGCUUACAUAAAGCUUUGCAGGAAAACACUAUGGAAGGAUUUAGAACAGAUAGAGUCACAGAACUUCAACACAAAAUCAGCAUUAUGCAAAUCGAGGAAUCGCAGAAGUUGCAACUAGAGGUUCGAAAAAGUAUUUCGCAGCAGCUAGAGAUGCAAAGAAACUUGCAAGCACUAAUUGAAGAACAUAGCAAGAAGCUCAAAGUAAUGCAAAGAGAACAAACCAACCAAAGAAUAUCAUUAACACAACCAGAAGGUCAAUAG